CUUUGCGGAAGUGUAUAUCGACAGGGUGCUUGUUUUUACUCAACUUCAUCAUAAUAAUGUUUUGGUCAUUUAAAAGGGUAAUUGCCUAGUAAGAUACUGACCAAAAGAUGGAUGAGGAAGCUUUAUCUCGCAACAAUGAGGUCUGUCGAAUGUUGCGCCAGUCCCUGUUGGAAAUUUGUAGGAACCACUAUACAGCCUUGGCAGAUAUGGAAGUGGAUGCUAUCAUAUGUCUGUCUGCUAUUAACUCAUCUCAACAAAAUAUCAUAAAAAUACACCAAGUUGUGCCUCGGGAAAACUUCAAAAACACUUCAACAAAUGGUAUCCAUGCAUCCAAGGUGGAGAGUACCCUAGGCAUUGCUAGAGGAAUUCAAAUGCAAAUCAAGAAACGGAAGCGUCUCAUGUGUAGGCAGAAACACAACUUCAGGAUCAAACUCAAUGCGGCUAAGGUAGACGCUGGGUUGUCUGGUCAGCUGAAACAUGGUGAAACAAAUAAAUCCAGUUCAAAUAGGAGAAAGAUGAAGAAGAGUUCUGUGACACAGUAUCAACCCUGGAGCCAAACCAAAUCUCCUUCAAUGUCCAUGGACUGCUGCGAUACCGAAAACACUGAGAAUACCUUGUUUGUUACUCGAGACAAACAGGGACGCUUGUUGAGGGUCAGUCAGCUCCCUUUAAAUCAACCUAAAUCUCAUGUGGACCAAACAAUGUCUGGAAACAAGGAGAAUAAUAUUGAGGAGGAUGAACCUCAAGACAGUUCCAAUUCAUCAGAUGAGGAAAAAGUAGCCAUAAAAGAGGAACCAAUAGAUGAUGCUUAUGGAGAUUUUGGUGACAUAAGUAGUGCUAGUUGUGGACAAACUGAUCAAAAGGAGAAUUACUCUGAUGCUGUGAUGGGGAGGAGUGACUCAGAUUCACAGGAAAUCACACCACCUUUUGUACCCAAGUGUGAAACUCAGCGUAGAGAACUAAGAGGCAAAUUUAUGAUUUACAACAAGGAACUAGGUAGAGUUGAAACAGAACAAGCAGGAUCUCAAUCAACAGACGAACAAGAUGACCAAGAUAUGAAUGAAGAUGAGAGAGACUCAGCAAAGAACCAUGACAAUACUGAAAAUUCUAGUGAAUCAUUUGUUGUGAAAACUGAACCAGAAGAUCCAGAAUAUAACUCCCCUGUAAUUGAGAAAUCUCCCCUGAUAAUACAUUCUGUUCAAGGAAAUACAGCAUUUGAGGUGGGCAAGAAUACCAAUCAAGUGUCUCUACUGAGAAAUUGCCUCAUCAAAACAGGUAGUGAUAAAGAAUUGAACAUGUCGUCCAUGUUCCUGGACAAUGAUAGAAAUUCUCAGCUUUCUAAACUUUCCUCAGACAAAAAUGCUGAACUACAUUACAUAAGUCCAUCUACAUCCAUAAUUGACUUUUCUGCAAGUAGUGUUAAUGACUGGAAGAAUGUGAAGAGCUACUCAAUGGUAGGAGAGGAGAGAUCAGACGACGACGGCAUGUCGCAGUCUAGUGGCUGUGACACGCCACUUAGCACACUAAACAGGGAACCAGCGGUACUUAGGCGAACAAAGAAGAAGAAAAAUGAGCCCAAACUUGUGUCCCUUCUUCACAAACCUUCUCUCAUGGAGGCGUCAAGUUCAGGGGUGGUUGGGACAGUGGGGCCAUCACAGUUAUCUCCCCUUAGGAUAUCUGGUUUAGACAACUCAACAUCACCCAACAUAUCUAGUCCAAUUGGUUAUUCCUCUGCAAAUCAAAGUUUUGAGGAGGGAGAUUCCCUGAUAAGGGGAGAAGCUAAACAGUUUUAUUGUGAAAAAUGUGGCACUGGAUUUGCUUCCAGAAAGUCUAAAAUGAGACAUGAAAAGUUUACAUGUGGAAAUCAUACUUUUGAGUGUUCAGUUUGCGGAAAGUUUUACUCGCGGGCAGACAGUAAACAAAGACACAUGCUGAAGAUGCAUGGGGUUAAGAUCAUGCCCUCUCAGCUUGGCAUCGAUCCUCUGGAUGUGAGCAGUACAGAAGUUGAUGACAAUAUGACUUGGUUGUGAAGAAAAUAUAUUUAUAAAUCUGAGAUCUCUUUUAACGAUCACAGUAUUUGCCACAUAUAUUCUUAAUCUGUCUUUUUUCAAUUUGUUUGAACCCAUUUUUCUGCAGCACAUUAAAUAGAUACUAGUUUACAUGUAAGAAACGGAAUAAGAAUUUGUCUAACAAUAUUUUUUUCUUAAUUCCGAUUCAGUUGGGAUGAAAAUUAAAGCUUGCCCUUAUACCAUUUGGAAUAAGGACACCUUAUGUUUAUGAAGGACAAGCAAUGUAAGAUUUAAGCCUAACCCAUUUUAUUUAUUUAAUGGCUUUCCAAUUGGUUCUACAUGGGUGUUGCUGUGAUUUUCAGAACUUUUCAAUACUGUCGUAUAUACAUAUCAAUUAAACACAUAUACAUGUAUCGAUGUGAGACUUUUGUUCAUAUGUAUGACCUAAGCUGUUAUGAAGCUGUGAAACCUUGAAAUCAAAAUUCUAAACGCAUAAUGGGGUAAAUAAUUCUUAUGUCUAUUAUUAUUUUGAACAAAAUAAUAUUGUUAGACUUCUAAAACAAAGACAUUGUACAUGCAGGUCAUGUUAAGAUAAUGGAAUUUCUUCAAAUAAUCGCUUCCUAGGAUGAAUUUAUAACCAGAUUAAACAGUUCAAAUCAUCAAUGUGGUAAUUACAUGUCAGAAAUUACUACUCGCAUGCAUCUGUCCGAUAUUUCUGGUAAUUCAAACCCUAAGGUUUGGUUUGCAGUCUAAAAAAAUGUUAUUACCUUUUGUUGAUACAUGUAUGUAAAUUAUGUGAUACAGCAAAAGUUGAUUUUCACAAUAUAUAUACAUUGAAUUAAAUUUCAAUGACACAUUUUUGUUCAUAAGAAAAGAAGUUGGUUUCUGAAAGAUUAUACAAAAUUUUGUUAGAAAAAUAUACCUAAAGAAUUCUUGGUGUUGCUUUAUAAACAUAUAUAUAAAUAUAUAUACAAAGAAUGGAAUUACAUAGAUUAUAUAACAGGAAAUCUAGUGCAUCAAGAAAAAUGAUAAUAACCAGAAAUUGACAUUAAGAGGCAUGAUAUUAAGUGAAAUGUACUGUAUAUGAAAAUAGAAGAAAAGUUGUUCAGAUUUUCAUGAAGGUUUUGCUCAUUAUACAUUUCUCCUACAUAUGUGGAAAAUUUUCUGAUAUAUGUAUUCAAAAAUUAUUUUGAAAUAAUAACAGUUUAAAAGUGAAUUACAUAACAAAUAUCUUUCAAAACAUUUAAGAAAAGUGCAGUUAGAACUCCAUCCAUUCAAUGAAGUCAUCAUGACAUUUGACUCCUUUCACAAGAAAUUGGGUGCUGGUACAAUUUGUAUACAUAUGUUAUUGUAUAAAUGUGGCUUACAUAUAUAUACAUAUCUUCUGUUGUGAUUUUUGUUGUUGAUGAAAUACAUGUAUCGUCCAAAGUACAAUUACCUUUUUGUGUAUUUAUUGUCUAGCUUAGCUUUAAUUUUGGGUAAAUUCACCUUGUCGAGUCCCAUUUCAUAUUGUGAUAAAACAAAAAUAACCAUGCAAAAGUUUGAUUUAGGUAAAUAUCUAAUAAAUCAUGACAUUAGCAACAGUUUGGCUGCUGUCAUCAGAACAACUACAUGAUUGAAUCAUUAGAUUUUUAAUUACCAAAUGAGGUCAGUUUAUUCUAUAAUCAGAAACACAGGUAAAAGUUUGUAAUGUUCAAUAUUUAUUAUAUGGUCACCUCAUUUGAGUUAAGGUGAGGCCAGGAGAAUGGUCAAAGAAGGAAUGCUUUCUCAAAUUGAUUUUACACUAUAUGCUGCAUUUAUAGCUCAGACUGUGGAUCUGUGACCUGGUUACACCUUGUUACUUGUGGAUCUGUGACCUGGUUACACCUCGUUACCUGUGGAUCUGUGACCUGGUUACACCUUGUUGCCUGUGCAGAGAUAUUGUGUUCUUCCUUACGUUUUGUUGUCCCCUUGGUUCAUGUUGUUAAUGUCUUUUCUUUUGUAUCGGUGUCUUCUCAAUUCAAUCAAUUUCUGACAUAGUUGCCAGUUAGUAUCCAUUCAGCUUCUGAUUUCAAUACAUCGAGAUGUAUAUGUGGCAUUAUAAGAAGUUAACAUGCGUCCUUAGAAUGAAAGAGCUCUAGGUUUUUAGGUCAGAAGGCAAAUAUUCGUAUCUUGGGUUUUUAAAAACAAAUUGUCAAACCUGGUACAUUGUACAUCUCGAGAUCUCCUCCUUGUGCUUUACCUGUCAUUAUUUAUUUCACUAGACACUUGGCAAUUAGACCAGUUAUAUAUUACUGGGUAGUUAAAUGGAAAAAUUUAUAUAAAAAAAAGUGCUUUAGUCGGUGGUGGGCACUUUCAAUGAAUACGUUUUUUUUUGUAUUUUUUAAUGAAGCAAAAUGUAUGCUUACAGUAUGUUCAUGCUAGUGUCUAUAUUGGAUGUUGAAUACAAUGAAGUACUUUUCAUCAGAACAAUUAAUGAUACAUAUUGUUUAUUGUUUUUCUAAAAGAAUUUUAUACUUAGUUACUAGUAAGGUAUUUAUACUCAUGAUGUAUGCAAGUUAUAAUUGUUUUGGAUAGUUAUUUGAUAAUACCUUUUAAAGUACAAAAACGUAAUUUAUGUUAUUUAGUUCAGACACAAUGUCUAAGGUAGCAUAUACCUAUUAGUUCAACAGUAUAACAUUUUUAACCAUUACAGUAAAUGCUUUGUUUAGAUCUAGAACAGUGAAGAAUCAACAAUGAACUCGGGCACAUGAUUUCAUUUCAACAUUCAUGUAAUACGUAGACUGAUCAUUUCAUACUAAUUGGUAAGAUUUUCAAUAUGUAUGAAAUGUUAUGCUGGCAUCCUUAAUUCAAAGGAUGUUUGCUUUAUUGUAGUGUUUUUUUCUACAAGUAGGUUUUGUGAUUAAAUUUAAGGUUUUGCCAAAGAAAUAAAUUUGGACUGAAGUUUCAUUUGAGAAUGACAUUAUAAUUUAGCUUAAGAGCUAGAUUGUCCCGAAAUAAUAUAUGCAGGGCUACAGGGCUACAUGUGUACACAUUUCCAUAUUUCCAGUAUUAGUUUGCAGGCUGUUUUUGCAAAAUUCUACUAGAUAUAAAAUCACUAGCCCAGAUAUAAAGUUGGUAAGCCGCAGGUGCCGGGCUAGUGGAAUAGUACAUCUCCGAUAUAUUAAAAUUUGUACUUUAAAAUACUGACACAACAUGUACAUUCCCUUUACAUUAUGGUCAUGAUAAAGACCAAAUAUCGUAAACUGUAGUUAAUUCAUUGAACAUCUAUUUAACAUGCAGUCUGUGUUCCAUUUAAUGUUUAAAAUUGAAAUUAUUCUUUUUGUGUGUGCCUCCAUCAUCAAGAACGUUCAAUAACGUUGUAUCAUGAAAUUUAAGAAGCUUAAUUUUGUAAAACUGCUCUGGGCCAGAACAAGAGAAUCAGGAGUAGGAUGAAAUGUGUCCAUUUUUAUCAAAAUUGAAGUACACAUACCUUUCAACACUUAUUCAGUAAUUAUGUGCCUUUAUUCCUGCAUAACUAUUAAUUGCUUAAUUAUUCUUUAAGCAAUUUCUUUUUGCCUCACUUUGUAAAGAGAGGAGGAAUAAUUUGACUUCUGAUUGUCAUGAACUAUUUGGAUCUUCGAUUGAAAUAACUCCACUAGUAUAUUUAAGCCAGAUCAAAUUAAUAUGUUAAAAGGGCUAGUGCAACUUCAAACACAUGAUAUUGUUUUAAAGAUAUUUUGUAUAAAGCCAACUUUAAUGGGAAUUAGCGUCAAUUGAUAAAUCGGGGCCAUCAGAUAUUGGUGUUAAUCUGAAUAUUCUUUUAUUAAAAAAACAAAUAUUUUGGUAUGAAUAUACCGUAUGUUUCUUUUAAUGUUCUGUUGGUAAUACACGUAUAUGUUCCAAAUAUUACAGCUGCCAAAGGAGAUUUUUGAGGUGAAGAACUAUUAAGUUCAGUGCAUCUAUAUGCAGCUCAGUAUCCUGUUAUGAGAAUAAAAAAAAAUCUGUGUAAGACAAGUAUUGUACAGUAAAACGUGUUCAAUAUAGCUCUAGGAACAAAUUUAUUUAAUACUUUGGCAUGUUUAUUAAAAAUUUAAAUGUUUAUUUAAAAGUUUUAGUACAAUGUCCCUGUAUUUGUUAAUUCUAGAUGAUAGUAUAAUUAUGCAUUUGUGAAUACAUUUGUACUGGUAAGUAUGCAGCUCUUGAGAAAGUCUUUUUGCCAAAAACAAAUUAAAAAAUUUAAGGGUCAGCUGAGGUUUGAUAUAAACACGUUUUGCUGUACUGAUCGAUGUAAUACUAUCAGAGUAAAUCUACACGGUAGCAAACAUGCUUAUGAAAAGUUUUCACGAGCAUCAACAAAGGCCAAUUAUUCUUUUACUGCUCUUUGAUUAUUUGAUGUACCUUCAAUGUAUUGAAAACUUACGGCAGUAAAACAUGCCACAUCUUAUUGUUAAAUUUGGUGCAGGUGUACAAAUUUGAAUUUUGUAUGUCUUUUCUUCUGUCCAUGGACGAGAUGAUUAAUAAAUUAUUUCA
Molecule: messenger RNA, 6500 nt
Organism: Mizuhopecten yessoensis (Yesso scallop)
Lineage: Eukaryota; Metazoa; Mollusca; Bivalvia; Pectinida; Pectinidae
Exons: 2
Coding region: 108-2030 (640 amino acids)
Source: RefSeq, a predicted model, not a curated record